Messenger RNA from Mya arenaria, 1468 nucleotides. RefSeq names its product alpha-1,3/1,6-mannosyltransferase ALG2-like. The transcript is spliced from 3 exons. The record is from RefSeq and is a predicted model, not a curated record. Gene Ontology annotation, molecular function: alpha-1,3-mannosyltransferase activity; GDP-Man:Man(1)GlcNAc(2)-PP-Dol alpha-1,3-mannosyltransferase activity. Bases 94 to 1299 code for a protein of 401 amino acids. NCBI's taxonomy places the organism in Eukaryota, Metazoa, Mollusca, Bivalvia, Myida, Myidae.
UGUAAACUUCCGGUACACGAACUAGUCUAAUGUUGGCAUAUUUUUCAUGUUUACGCAUUCAAAUUAAUAGUGAAUCAGUUUUCGAGAGAAAAAAUGACAAAAGUAGUAUUUCUUCAUCCUGAUCUAGGGAUCGGUGGCGCAGAAAAGGCUGUGAUAGACGCUGCAAUAGCUUUGAAAUCUAGGGGACAUAAGGUGGAAUUUGUGACAGCUCAUCACGAUCCGUCCCACUGUUUUCAGGAAACGAAAGAUGGCAAUCUGAAAGUGACAGUCGCUGGAGACUGGUUGCCACGAAGCGUUUUUGGACGCUUUUAUGCAUUAUGUGCUUACUUCCGGAUGAUAUAUGCUGCCAUUUUCCUUGUAUUUUUCAGUGACAUUUCGUAUGAUGUAAUAUUUUGUGACCAAAUCUCUGCUUGUUUACCUGUUUUACGAUGUUCCAAUGCUAAGGUGAUAUUUUAUUGUCACUUCCCAGACAUGCUUUUGGCUAAGCAUGAUAGUUUUCUUAAGAAGAUUUACAGAGCACCAAUAGAUUUAGUGGAGGAAUGGACAACUGGAAUGGCACAUUGCAUCUUAGUAAACAGUAAAUUUACAGCUUCUGUCUUCAAGAAAACAUUCAACAGUUUGACAAGAUGUAGCCCAGCUGUUUUGUACCCAAUACCAGACUUCUCAGCAUUUCAAAAGCCUAUCGAACCGCCAACUGACAAUCUGCUGCCUUCUCACAAAAAAAUGGUGUUUCUUUCUAUCAACAGAUAUGAAAGGAAAAAGAAUCUUGCUUUGGCUGUACAAGCUUUUGGUCAGUUAAAAGAGAGAAUUUCAAAGUCAGAAGGAGACAGCAUUCAUCUUGUAAUGGCCGGAGGUUACGAUGAAAGAGUUACAGAAAAUAAAGAACAUUACCUAGAGCUUCGGCUUCUUUGUGAAAAACUUGGCAUCACAGAUGAUGUUACUUUCCUUCGCUCAAUUAGUGACUCUCAGAAACGGACUCUUCUCAAUCAUUGUGACUGUCUGUUGUACACUCCUGACAAAGAACACUUUGGUAUAGUUCCAAUAGAGGCAAUGUUCAUGAGAUGCCCAGUAAUAGCCUGUAACAGUGGAGGCCCACUUGAAACAGUUGUUGAUGGUAAAACAGGCUUUCUCAGGGAGGGUAGGCCAGAUCAGUUUGCAGAAGCAAUGGAGCGAAUUGUUGAUGAACCGGAGUUAUCAAAAACAAUGGGUGAAGCUGGAAAAAAACAUGUUGAACUAAAAUUCUCCUUUAAAACCUUUACUGAUCAGUUGGAUAACAUUGUGCUUGACUUGAUCAGCUAAUUAAUGCAUUCAUAUCUUUAAUAAUAGGAAAUAUGAUAUGUGCAAAGAAAUUAUGCAGAUAUUGUGAAUCUCUUUUAAUACCAUCUAAAGGAUUUGUAAUAACUUAGUUUCAAUUAAUAUGUAUGAAAAAGUAGAAUGCUAGUUUAAGAAUACUACAAACAAAAGAAGA